Penaeus monodon (black tiger shrimp) is the source of this 2523-nucleotide messenger RNA. RefSeq names its product mucin-2-like. The transcript has 10 exons. Lineage: Eukaryota; Metazoa; Arthropoda; Malacostraca; Decapoda; Penaeidae. The coding region runs from base 1 to 2523 and encodes 840 amino acids. The record is from RefSeq and is a predicted model, not a curated record.
AUGCCACAACAUGUAGGCUCUACUCCCACUGAGGCCCAACACCAACUGAAGCUACCACAACCCUGUACGCUCCAACUACCACUGAAGCGCCACAACCACAGAAGCUGCGACAACCAUUCUUCUACCACUGAGGCCCCAACAACCACUGAAGUUGCCACAACCACUGUAGUUGUCACAACCACUGAAACUCCUAUUACCUCUGAGGAACCAGCGACCACUGAAGCUUCCACAACCACUGAAACUGCAACAACUACUGUAUCUCCUACUACUGAGGCACCAACAACAACUGAAUCUGCCACAACCACUGUAGCUCUAUCUACCACUGAGGCACCAACAACUGAAUCUGCCACAACCACUGAAGCUCAAGAAGAACCAAAGACCACUGAUGCUGCCACAACCACUGAAACUGCAACAACUACUGUAGCUCUUACUACCACUGAGGCACCAACCACUGAAUCUGCCACAACUACUGUAGCUCCUUCUACCACUGAGGCCUCAACAACCACUGUAGCCCCUUCUACCACUGAGCUCCACUACCACUACGGCCCCACAAACACUGAAUCUGCCACAACCACUGUAGCUUCUACUACCAAUGAGGCAGAAACAACUACUGAAUCUCCAGCAACCACAGAUUCUCCUACUACCAAAAAUGCCUUAACAACCACAGAAGCUGCGAAAACCACUGUAGUUCCUACUACCACUGAGGCAUCAACAACCACUGAAGCCCCUACUACCACCGAGGAACCAAAAACCACUGAAGCUGCAACAACCACUGUAGCUCCAACUACCACUCAGGCCCCAACAACCACUGAAGCUGCCACAACCACUGAAACUGUAACAACUACUGCAGCUCCUACCACUGAGGCACCAACAACCACUGAAGCUACCCCAACAACCACCGAGGAUGCCACAACCACUGUAGCUCCAACUACCACUAAGGCCCCAACAACCGCUGAAGCUCUCCAAUUACCACUGAGGCCCCAACCACCAAUGAAGCUGCCACAACCACUUGAGGCCCCAACAACCACCGAAGUUGCCACAACUACUAUAGUUCCUGCCACCACUGAGGCACCAACAUCAACUGAGGCAGUCACUAGUACUAAAGCUCCUAUUACCUCUGAGGAACCAAUGACCACUGAAGCUGCCACAACCACUGUAGCUCCAACUACUAUUAAAGCCCCAAUAACCACUGAAGCUGCAACAACCACUGUAGCUCCUAGUACCACUGAGGCCCCAACAACCACUGGAACUGCCACAAUCACUGUUACUACUACCAAUACUAAGGCACCAACAACGACUGAAGCUGCCACACUUACUGGAGCUCCUACUACUACUAAGGCCCCAACAACCACUGAGGGAUCAACAACCAACGAUUCUGCCACAACCACCGAGACCCCAACUCCCACCAAAGCUACAACUGAGACCAUAACCACUGAAGCUACCACAACCACCGAGGCCCUAACAACUACUGAAACCCCUACCACCACUGAUGCUCUAACAACUACUGAAGCUGCCACAAAUACUGAACGCCUGAGAAGUACAGUAGCUUCCACUUCCACUGAAGCACUAUCAACAGUAGAAUCUUCUGUUACUGCCCUUACAGAAACUCCUUCACCUUCCUCAUCGACUUCAGUCUCUACUACUACUGAAGCACCAGAAAACACUACAGAUUCAACUAUUUCACUCUACACUACCACUGAAGCCAAAACAACAACUUUAGCCACCACUGCCAGCACCACCGCCGUCCUUGCUAAAACUUUGGCUCCAACUACCACUGAAACUAUCACAACUACUGAGGCUAAGGCAACAACCACUUCCUCCCCAGUUACCACCAAAACCAUAACAAUCACUUCAAGUCCAACAACCACUGAGGGCACAACAACCACUGAAACCCUAACAACUACUUUCGCUGAUACUACUACUGAUGCUGUAACAAUCACUAUCUCUUCUACUAUCACUGAGGCCCCACCAACCACUGUAGUUUCCACUAUCACCGGAACGCCAACAAUCACUAAAACUGCCACAAUGACUCUAGCUCCUACUACCACUGAGGCCCUAAUAACCACUAAACCUGGAACAACUACUAAAAAAGCAUCAAUUACUGAGGUUGCUACUAGCACUAUUUCUCCUACUAACAUAACCACUAUAGUUCUCACUACCACUGAGGGACCAACAACCACUGAGGCAGCAGCAACCACUGUGGCUCCAACUACUACUGAGGCUCCAACAACCACUAAAGCUCCCACAACCACUCCCUACAUAACACUGAAGCUGCCACAAACCACUGAAACUCCUAUACCAAUGAGGCCCCAACAACCAAUGAAUGAAACUGUCCAAACCACUGUACCCUACACCAUGAGAAGCCCUACUACCACUGUAGGUCCCAACAACAUUGAAACGCCACAACACUGGUCGCUCCUACUAACCACCGAAAACGGCCACAACCACUGUAGCUCCACCCACCCACUGAUGCCCCAAAAACCACUGAAGCUACCACAACCACUGUUAGCUCCUACACCAUGA